Molecule: messenger RNA, 2148 nt
Organism: Mercenaria mercenaria
Lineage: Eukaryota; Metazoa; Mollusca; Bivalvia; Venerida; Veneridae
Product: chromodomain-helicase-DNA-binding protein 1-like
Exons: 18
Coding region: 106-2148 (680 amino acids)
Biological process (GO): chromatin remodeling; DNA repair
Molecular function (GO): DNA helicase activity
Source: RefSeq, a predicted model, not a curated record
UGGUAUAUCAAACUACAGGCCAAACUGUAUAAGGGAAUUCUAGUGAAAGACACAGAGAUAUUUGAGAGUGUAGGGGCGGGCAGUACAAAGCAGACGACAACUUUGAUGAACAUUUUGAUGCAGCUGAGGAAGUGUGUUAACCAUCCUUACCUCUUUGAUGGUGUGGAACAAGAGCCAUUUGAGUUAGGUGAGCAUCUUGUAGAGGCGAGUGGCAAGUUGGUUGUUAUAGACAAACUGUUGAAGUAUCUACACAACACAGGACAUAAAGUUCUCCUGUUCUCACAGAUGACCCACAUGCUAGAUGUCUUACAGGAUUACCUUGGAUAUAGAGGCUAUACAUAUGAACGUCUGGAUGGGUCAGUGAGAGGAGAGGAAAGGUUUCUUGCUGUCCAGAACUUCAACAAAAAUGAUGAAACUUUUGUCUUUUUGCUGAGCACAAGAGCAGGUGGACAGGGUAUAAACCUCACCAGUGCUGAUACAGUGAUAUUUGUAGACAGUGACUUUAAUCCACAGAAUGACCUGCAAGCCGCAGCCAGAGCUCAUAGAAUAGGACAGUCAAGACCAGUGAAGGUGAUCAGACUGAUCAGUAAAAACACUGUAGAAGAGAUUAUACUGAAGAGGGCUGAGGAAAAACUACAGUUAACCAGUGCAGUUAUUAAAGAAGGAGAGUUCUCUCUCGGGGCCUCAAAGCAGGCCCUCUUUACUGAUGACAAAGUUAAGCUUCAAGAUAUUUUAAAGUAUGGUGUAGAUGAAUUAUUGAGUGGUAAUCAUGGUGAUGACAUUGACCUUGAUUUCAAGGACAUUCUGGGACCAACAGCAGAUGGAGAAUGGCAACCAGAGGAGACCGCAGGGGAGGAGGAAGAUAAUGGUUCAGAGGAUGAAGGUAUACUAGAGGAAGCUCCACAGAGUAUGUAUGUAUUUGAAGGUACAGACUACUCCAAAGAACCCACUGCAGCUGAUCAGAAAGCUUUUGAUGAAUUGUUGGAAGUUGAGCGAGCAGCUUUAGAGACGAAGCUUGCAGAGGACAGACCAAGUCGUAUGAAGCGUCAGCCUACGGCAUUUAUGUCAGGAUUACCUGAUGUUCUCAGACAACCUAGAAAGAAACUGACUCCAGAGGAACUAGAAGAAAGGAAGCGAAAGCGUAAGGAAGCUGCAGAGAAGAGGGCAAAGGAGGCUGAGGAGCGUGAGAUGAGAAGAGCACAAGAGGCAAGGAGGAUUAGGGAAGCAAUUUGGAAGAAGAACAAUUACAAGUCGUGUAAUAUCGAGAUUAAUGAAAAUUCUGAUGAGGAAGAAGAUGAAGGAAUGGUGGACGAAGAUGAUAUAUCAGCGGAUGUAACCCCACGUGAUAUACAUUAUGUUCUAGGAGAUGUCACUCAUCCAAAGAAAACGGACAGGAAAAACAAUAUUAUAGUGCAUUGUGCAGAUGAUUCUGGAGGUUGGGGAACAGGAGGAUUGUUUUCAGCACUAUCAGCACGUUCGCCAUUACCAGAAAACCAGUAUACACUUGCUGGAAAUAUGCAAGAUCUAGCACUAGGUGACUGUCACAUGAUAUCUUUAGAUGAUGGAUCCGGUAACAAAGAAGGCACCGAUUGGGUAGCCCUCAUAAUUGCACAACAUCGUGACAAGAGAAACAAUUUGUCUGGAAUAAAACUAUCAGCACUCAGAUAUGGUCUUGAGAAGGUUUAUGUUAAAGCAAAGGAAAACAAGGCGAGCGUACAUUUGCCUCGUAUUGGACAUACAACAGUUGGUUUUAAUUGGUACGGUACUGAGAAACUUAUCAAGAAACAUUUGGCAUCGAAAGGAAUUCCUACAUACAUAUAUUAUUUUCCAAGGAAACACCACAAAAGGAAGACGGCCGCCCACAAUGAUUGGCCACCUCGGUUGCAAAGAGAUUAUUCAACACCAUCUAAACUAGCAAAGGUCUUCAUAGAAAAGGAUGAGUUACGGGUUCUAGCUGAUAUGGUUCUCAGGGGAUGUGAUUAUAUCUACACAAGGACGGAAUGUCUGGAGCACGAUUUCAAGAAAUACAAAAGAUACAUAAUAGCAUAUCCUUUCCAUUUUAGCAAAUUACGGAAACGUCAGUUUGAUGCCUCGUUGGAUAUCUUAGGUCUUUCCUUUCUAUGUCGUAUGGAAGAACGGGUUCUUUGA